GCUCUGAAACUGAAGUUUCCAAGCAAGUUUGCAGAUCCCGUAAUACAACCUUUAGUAGAGUUUGCAUGGCAUGAAUAUUUACAGGAGAAAAAGAAGGAACUGAGGGGUGAGGUGUGGGCGUACACCUCCUCGGUGAUGUGCUUCAUCGGCGGCCAGCUGCUGGGGGACGAGAAGGAGCUGCUCAAGUGGUCUUACCAUGAGUGGGACUAUCGCGACUUUAAGCCCGAGGCACUUUACCAAGCGAUUGCUGAGGAUUUCUACACCAAAUACCUGAAAAACAGCCAGCACGUGUUCGUGUACCUGGAGAUAGCCAUUGAGGAGCAGCCCGUCGGGAGGCUGCUCUUUGAGCUCUUUUCGGACGCGUGCCCCAGGACCUGUGAGAACUUCCGCGCCUUGUGCGCCGGAGGAGCAAGGUCUCCCUGCAGUGGCCGAGAGCUCACCUACAAAAACUCCCUUUUCCAUCGCCUUGUGAAAAAUGGGUGGAUCCAAGGAGGAGACAUCAUAACUGGAGAGGGAGACGGAGGAGAGUCCAUUUAUGGUCCCACCUUUGAAGCAGCUUUUCAGGCACACCGCAAGCACCGCUGCCAGCGGCGACGUGACUCUGCGGAUGGAAGAGGAGUCCUUGGGAUGGCCAACAAGGGCCGCCACAGCAACGCCUCCCAGUUCUACAUCACCCUCCAGCCAGCCCCCUACCUCGACAGAAAAUACGUGGCUUUUGGGCAACUGAUCGAGGGCACGGAGGUGCUCCAGAGGCUGGAAGUCGUACCUACGUACAACGAAAGGCCUGCGGUAGCCUGCAAGAUUAUUAACUGUGGGACCUUCGAGCUGUGA
Eurypyga helias (sunbittern) is the source of this 831-nucleotide messenger RNA. RefSeq names its product peptidylprolyl isomerase (cyclophilin)-like 6 (gene PPIL6). The transcript has 8 exons. Gene Ontology annotation, biological process: protein peptidyl-prolyl isomerization. The annotation marks the transcript as partial. Gene Ontology annotation, molecular function: peptidyl-prolyl cis-trans isomerase activity. The record is from RefSeq and is a predicted model, not a curated record. NCBI's taxonomy places the organism in Eukaryota, Metazoa, Chordata, Aves, Eurypygiformes, Eurypygidae.